GUGUAGUCACUGCUUGCUGAUCAGCCUUCCAAAAGGAAAGAACAUGAGGAGGUGGGGGUGAUGGCAAGCUCGUCAGAGUGGGCCUACGGGAACAUAAGAGUGGCUCCUCAAGGGUCUGCCCAACUCUCUGUCCUUGCAGGAACCAGCCCUGCUGUCACUGUUUUGCCAUGAUAUCAGUGACACCGUCUAAGCAACGCCGUCAUCUGUUUUCCACUCAUCAGUUUCAGGUCCCCUCUUAUCACAUCUCAAAAUGUUCUCUGAGAGAAAUGUUUGUGGCUGAACAAGAUGAUAAACCCCUGCACAGGCGAGAUAAAGCAACUCAGGGUUUGAUUUUCCACAUGCACUUUGGAUGUCUCGGAAACUGUCGAAGGCUGUCAGAGUGAUUGUAUUUUUGAUCAAAAAACAUGGACAUGUUCCAUACAAAGCACAGAUACCUGAGGAUUUACGUUUUGAACCAUGAGUAGUUAGAAAGCCAAAUCACAAUGGAGACUCCACAUGGGGCCAAUUUGGAAGAACGUGAGGCGGCUUUGGAGAGCAAGACCUUUUCAACACAAGAAUCAUCUGUAGAAGAUGAGGGCACUUCAGAAAAACCAGAUCAGAGAGGGGGCGAUCUUGUCCCUUCAGACCAAAGGCUGCGGUUGGAGCCAGAUGGGGAUCUACGUAACCUAAAGAAAAGUUUUACCUGUGUCCCUUACAACACUGGGGGGCUGAGAGAGACCGUGUCUUUUCAAGAGACUAGAAAGGUCCUUCUGGAUGCAGCUCCUGACACAUCUCAGCUUCUUGUAGAGAAUUAUUUCUCCAUGUCACACGGGUCAAACAAAGACCGCUUCUGUGAACUUCCACCUUCUAAUCAUGCGGCAGAAGUUCACUUCAACCAGGCAGCUCAGGAUGAGCCUGACCGUUCACUAAACUUUUAUUCUGGAUGUGUUCAGAGAGACUUUAAGACUCUGGAGCCGAUCUCAAACGGAUCCAUCAUCGAUCAGGCCUGCUCGUCCACUCCCGAGAUCCCCGCCGGCCUGCUUCCGAGAACCUCGCCGGCGCCGCACGUCGUGAAGCAGAGACCAAGCACUAUCACCUUCUCCGACAGCACCGGCUCCUCCUGCAUCAACAGCCAGGCUUCCGGCAAUGACAGCUACGACGGCGAAGGGUCGUCAGCGGAGGAGAAGGACAACGUCGAAAGUAACGCCGAUGAUUACGGCGACGGAAAUGAUGAAGUGUUCCUGGAGUGGGCUCACAGUGAAGAUCUGCCCAUGGCCAAGAAGAAACAGAAGAGAAGAGGUUGCGUGGGUCCGCAAGCAAAACCCGUGCACACCUGUGGUUACGAGGCAGAGGAGGAAGUAAGCGGCAAGGAGGAGUCUCCUCAGGUCAUGUCCCCAUGGUCUGCGUCAAUGAGCCAGCUCAUGAGGAACCUGGACCAGCUUAAUCAGGAUAUUGAGGAAGCUCUGAGUGCAAGUUCUUCUCCCUCUGACACGCCCUGCAUUGCCCGCAAGAAGCAGUGGGGAGCUGCUUCAGAGUCCACACCGAACCAAACCCCGAAUGACAGAGUUCUCCACAGACCCGACAGAAGGGAAUGUUUGAGCCAAGACAGAUCUUCUGCUUCUCGCAGCUCCUCAACAGGGACAAGCGCAAGAUCCAAAAAGGCAAUGUUCAAUAAGAUGACCAAAGCACCUGGUGCAGAAAUUGAAGCAAAAGAGGCGUGUGACUGGCUGCGGGCAGCAGGAUUUCCCCAGUACGCUCAGCUCUUUGAAGAUUCACAGUUUCCAAUUGACAUCACGCCUGUGAAAAGAGAUCAUGAUUUUCUGGACAAAGAUCUAGUGGAAACUCUGUGCAAGCGGCUUAACACGCUCAACAAGUGUGCUUCUAUGAAGCUCGAUGUGAACCUUCCCAAGAAGAAGAGUGACGACUCAGAUGAGGAAGACCUCUUCGCCAUCAGUGACAAAUGGACCUUUGAGUGGAGCAGCAGGCGUUGGUCCAGAUUACAGGACAUCGACUGUCUGCUUAGAAAGCAAGGAGAAGGCCAGGCCUCCAAGGACGGCUUGCCUCUGCACAAUACCACCAGUAGAGAGAGUGUUCUGACGGAUCUUAGUGAGCCUGAGGUCUCAUCGUUGCACAGUGAAAGCAGCGGGGGCAGCGGUCAAAGAGGCCUUAGUACAGAAGACUCUGACUGCUCUAACCGCACCUGCUCAGAUUCUGCAGCGAUGCCAGACUCUACUUCUCUCGCAAUGCCUCACAUCCCUAAAGAAUUCUCCCACUACGGCCCCACGCCCGACAAGCAAGGCAAGACUAGCCGCACCCGGGCCAAAGACUUUCUGAAGCGCAUGGAGACACUGAGAUCCAGAGGAACUUUAGCAAAGAGUCGCAAGACGUUGGACAUUAGCUCCCCUGUCCUGCAGCAGGAGGCCCAGGCGCUGAAGACGCUACGUUGUGUCGAGAUCAUAAAUGGAGACGCCAGAGCUCCAGAACUUCCAUCCGGCAGAGUUCUGCCACCGCAGUCCGGCAGCGAGAGUAGCAGCCAUUCCAGUGGCAGCACUCUCAGCACACCUAGUCUGAAAGAGCGAAAGCCUCACCGAGCUGACCACAAGCGCAGUGGCAUGUAUUUGGAAGACGUAGACAUAUUUUCAGGCAACCAAAUGAACAAAGUUGCAGAACAAAACCGCAAAAAUGAGUUCUGCUCCUAUGAAGAUCUAGUGGUCCACAUUCCCAAAGACCAUAAGCCAGGAACCUUUCCCAAAGCCCUAUCAAUAGAAAGCCUGUCCCCAACCAAUGGAGCCUCCGUUAACUGGCACACAGGAAGCAUGCACUUGGACUCCACACUAAUUCCAUGCAGACAGGAAUCCAGGCCUGUCACACAGUGCUGCUCCAGAGGUAGCCGAAUCAGUGUCUAUGAUAAUGUUCCUGGGUCACACCUGUAUGCCAGCACUGGUGACUUAAUAGACUUGGAGAAAGAAGACCUCUUUCCUCACCUGGAUGACAUCCUGCUACACGUAAACGGUCUCCAGCAGAUAGUGGACCACUGGUCAAAAAACGUCCUGCCUGGAGGACAGGGGCUGGUGCAGGAGGAUAGUGAAAGGGAAGAUAUGGUGCGGCUGCAGUCCUCCAGUCAGAUCACAUUGGACUUUGAGGAAAACUCUGUCGCAGAGAGCCAGACUACUCCAGCCGAUGGAGACCGAGACAAAGUAUCGCUAGCUGAGACCGAAUCUACAAGGUUCAGGGAAAGGAGGGACUCUGGAGUUGGUGCUUCACUCACCAGACCUAACAGGUUACGAUGGCCCAGCUUUCAGAUAUCAAAUCGCCUAAGUCACUCAUUGGCAUCGCUACAAAUUACAAACCAGUCAGCAGGCCAGCUCAGUUUGCUACAGAAGUUUUCUCUUCUGCGUCUUACAGCAAUCAUGGAGAAAUAUUCCAUGUCUAACAAGCAUGGUUGGACUUGGUCCGUGCCAAAAUUUAUGAAGAGAAUGAAGGUACCGGACUAUAAGGACAAGAAUGUGUUUGGAGUGCCGCUCAUAGUAAAUGUGCAGCGCUCUGGACAGCCCUUGCCGCUUGGCCUGCAGCAGGCUCUGAAAUACCUGAGAAGUCAGUGUCUUGACCAGGUGGGUCUCUUUCGGAAAUCUGGGGUGAAGUCCCGAAUUCAUGCUCUAAGGCAGAUGAAUGAAAGUUCUCCAGAUAAUGUAAACUAUGAGGAUCAGUCUGCCUAUGACGUGGCUGACAUGGUAAAGCAGUUCUUCAGGGAUCUGCCUGAACCCCUCCUCACCAGCAAGCUGGGGGAGACUUUCCUCCAUAUAUACCAGUAUGUGCCAAAAGACCAAAGGUUGCAAGCUGCCCAGGCAGCCAUCAUGUUGAUGCCGGAUGAAAACCGAGAGGUGCUGCAAACGCUCCUCUGUUUUCUCAGCGACGUCACUUCCUCCGUGGAGGAAAAUCAGAUGACACCCAUGAACAUUGCGGUGUGCCUAGCCCCUUCCCUGUUUCACCUCAAUAUAAUGAAGAAAGGCAAUCUAUCACCAAAGGCCAUGCAGAAAAAGUAUGCCACAGGCAGGCCGGACCAGAAGGACCUGAAUGAAAACUUAGCCGCGACACAGGGCCUCGCUCAUAUGAUCAUGGAGUGCAAUCGUCUGUUUGAGAUCCCUCAUGAAAUGGUUACUCAGUCGCGCAAUUCCUACGUGGAGGCUGACUUGCAUGCACCGACAAUCGAUGAGCUGUGCAGACAGCUGGAUGAGGCUGAGGGAACCUAUCAGACGCAUAUGGAUGGGAGACUUCAAAAUUUCCUUAAAGAGGCCAGAGAAAAGUCCAAAUACUGGGUGUCAUGCAACAGUUCUGAUAACACAGAGCUGUACUACAAAAAGGUGGGGGAUGGAAACCCUUUAAAACGUUGGCGAGUUUGUGUGGAAGUGGAAGCGCCGCCGUCUGUCGUGUUAAACCGAGUACUGCGAGAGCGCCACCUGUGGGACAUGGACCUGCUUCAGUGGAAAGUGUGUGAGACACUGGAUAAACAAACAGAGGUGUUUCAGUAUGUCCUCAGCCGCAUGCCUCCUCAUCCCAGCAGGGACUUUGUAGUUCUCAGGUCUUGGAGGACAGACUUGCCCAAGGGUGCUUGCUCAUUGGUCUCCGUGUCCAUAGAGCAUGAUGACUGCCCUCCUAUAGGAGGAGUCAGAGCUAUGAUCCUAGAGUCAAACUACCUAUUGGAACCCUGUGGCUCUGGAAAGUCAAGACUAACUCACAUCUGCAGAGUGGACUUAAAGGGAAGGACUCCAGACUGGUACAACAAAGCGUUUGGUCAUCUUUGUGCUGCAGAAGCUGCCCGAAUCCGCAACUCCUUUCAGCCGCUGAUCACAGAUGGACCAGAGACCAAAAUCUGAUACUAUUAUGUCUGUGUAACCUUGAGAGCAGGACUGAGCUGUUUAAUAAUUGCUAAAAGGCUCCCAUGUAGGCGCAGAUAGAGCCCCUGAACAAAGACACAUUUUGUUUUGCUCUGAAAACAUUUUCAAGCCUUUCAACUUGCACAAUGGCAAAGGAAAACAUUUUUAGGUGCUGAGCAUUAUAACUCAAUGGGAAAUUAUUUAUAUUGCCAAUGUCCUUCACCGUAUAAUUUUAUUUACCUUCAUGUUGUGAAUUAAUUAUUUUUCAAUAAUAUAAAUGUGUAAUUGUUACUAUUGUUAUUUACGAUGUCCAGGACAUUCAAGCUCUUAAAUGCUUCUGAGAAGCAUAUGUUAUUCAGUUCAGAUUUAAAUAUAAUUAUGUACACUCAUGUUUGUAUAUCUGUGUGUGAAUAUUGUAAAUAAGAAAACGUUGUACAUUAUGUACAUAUGUGGACAGGUAAAUAAUACAUAUGUUUAUUAAUUUCAUAUAUCUUGAUUCCUACAUGGUCGGCCUCCUUUUAAUACACAUGGUACAAGAUUGUAAGCUGGUUUUACUUUGGUCAUGUAAUGACAGUUUUGAAUAUGUGUAAUUUUAUCAAACUAUGACCUCCAAUAGUUGUGGGAAAUAAUGACUGAAGGUUUGACUUGAUCAUACCUGCUUGAUGGUGCUGACUUUUAUAGUCAGGUACAAGACUCAGUCUUGUUUUUUUUUUUUUUUUUUUAAUAAAACUACUUUUAUUAUAAAA
This is a messenger RNA of Fundulus heteroclitus (mummichog), 5599 nucleotides long. It is a transcript of the gene stard13b, whose product is annotated as StAR-related lipid transfer (START) domain containing 13b. Gene Ontology annotation, biological process: actin cytoskeleton organization; regulation of Rho protein signal transduction; signal transduction. Gene Ontology annotation, molecular function: protein binding; GTPase activator activity; lipid binding. NCBI's taxonomy places the organism in Eukaryota, Metazoa, Chordata, Actinopteri, Cyprinodontiformes, Fundulidae. Bases 483 to 4853 code for a protein of 1456 amino acids. The transcript is spliced from 19 exons. The record is from RefSeq and is a predicted model, not a curated record.